GAUUGCGCAGGCGCGGUGUGUAACAGCUUCGAGGCCCCUGUGGCGGCUGAGGAAGUGGCGCGGCAUGGCCGCCCGACAGAAGCCGUUGGGUGUGGAGCCCGAGGGACCAGCAGUCCGGCUCCACAAGCCUCAGGGGGCCGGAGGGCAGAAUGUGUCCACACAGAAAAUCGAAGACUUAAUGGACAUGGUGAAAAAGUUGCAGAAAGUGGGAAGCCUAGAGCCCCGGAUCGAGGUCCUGAUUAACCGCAUUAAUGAGGUUCAGCAAGCAAAAAAGAAAGCCAGUGAGGAGCUUGGAGAGGCCCAGACUGCCUGGGAUAGCCUGCAGAAGGACCUGGACUCUUUACAUGAAGAGAAAGUACGUCUGAAGGAUAUCUUGAACAAAAAGCAAGAGUCCCUGAGGAUGUUUCGGCUGCAGUGUCAGGAGAAGGAAAGUGAGACACGAAGGAAGCACAGCGUAUUACAGGAAUGUAAAGAGAGAAUUUCUUUCCUGAACUCCCAGAUCGACAAUGAGAAGGGCAGACUAAGAAAACUGAGGUUGGAGUUUGAACAACAGCUGGAGGAUUUGAUGAGCCAGCACAAGGACCUCUUGGAGUUUCAUAAGCCUGAACAUCUGGAGGAGGAGAUAUGUGCUUUGGACAGCAGCAAGGAGCAGCUACUCAAGGAAGAGAAACUGAUCGAAGUAAAGCUGGAGGAUGUGAAACAUCGGCUCAGUACCCUCUGUGGGCCUGAGGGGUCUUCCAACCUCACUGAGGGGCUCUUCCUCCGAAGUCAUGAGGCAGCUGCAGCAAUGCAGCUGUUCAAGGAGGAGAACAAGAAAGCUGAGGAGCUCCUAAAUGCUGCAGCUCAGCACCACCAGCAGGUGCAGGAGAGGUGCCAACAGCUGCAGCAGAAACGGCAGAAGCUGAAAGAAGAACUGGAAAAACGUGGGGUACAGAUCCUUGCUCAAGGUCAGAGUAUGCAGGAUGAAGGAGACAGCUCAUGGAGGAUGGCCAGUCCCAAGUCCCUAGAAGUCCAUGAGGAGAAGGACCAAGAGCACCCAACAAGCAGGACCUGAUACCCUCCUUGACAUACCAACCCCACACUCAUCAUAUGGAGCUGUUGAAAUAAAGGGCCUAUUUUGUAUAGUUUGCUUCAUCUGAGUAUGUGCUUAGUGGAAGAAUGGGUGUUGGGGCCAAGCCCCUCAAAUCGUUGAACCUGGAGAUAUCUUGGCUCAAUUUUGAUUCUUAAUGAGCUUAGGGUCCAAAAUGCAUGUCCUUAGUAAAUGCUCACCUUGAGUAUCUGGCACACUCUUCUGAUCCUGGGCAGAAGAAUACAGAUAUGGACCUUCUCACAGGAUCUGACUCUAUCCAUAAUUUAAUUCCUUCAUAUAGGCCCAAGAUAGCAUUGACUUAGAAACAAAAGGAAGAUAAUUACCAGCUCUUUCUUCAUGUUGGAAUCCACCUCAUUCUUUAAGCAAAAUAAAUGUAAUUUGAAUCUGUA
Peromyscus eremicus (cactus mouse) is the source of this 1479-nucleotide messenger RNA. RefSeq names its product synaptonemal complex central element protein 1 (gene Syce1). The record is from RefSeq and is a predicted model, not a curated record. The transcript is spliced from 13 exons. Gene Ontology annotation, biological process: synaptonemal complex assembly. Gene Ontology annotation, cellular component: synaptonemal complex. The coding region runs from base 65 to 1054 and encodes 329 amino acids. Lineage: Eukaryota; Metazoa; Chordata; Mammalia; Rodentia; Cricetidae.